AUGGGCGGCAUCUGGUCAAGCCCUGCUGUUGGCACCGCAGCCAGCAGCUCAGCCGUGCCAGCAAAGCAUCAGCAGCAACAGCGGCAGCCCUUCCACGUCAAGAAAGUCGCCAUCAUCGGCGCAGGGCCGGCUGGCCUGGCUGCUGCCAGAUACCUCACAGCCCAAGGCGCCGUCGACUCCAUCACCAUCUUCGAGCAGCAGGAUGAGGUCGGCGGCGUCUGGCACUACAGCGGCCUUGCGCCAAAGGAGGUGCCCGUGCCGCAGCAGGAUCCGUUCUGGGGCCCGGAGCCCUCCAUCUGGCCUGAAGGAGCACCGGCGCCCAUCUUCCCUUCGCCCAUGUACGAGAGGCUUCAUGCGAAUAUUCCCGGAUCCCUGAUGCAGUUUCACGAUACGGCGUUUCCGGCGGAUGAGUGGCUGUUUCCCAAGAGAGAGGCGAUCCAAGCAUAUCUUGUUCGAUAUGCUGAGGACCUGAGGCAUCUUAUCAAAUUCCGCCAUCAGGUGACACAGGUCAACUUGGAAUCUCAGGAUGGCAGAGAUCAGUGGCAUUUGGAAGCAUCAUCCACGGUGAACGAUGACCAAGUCAUUCGGGAGACUUAUGAUGCCGUAGUCGUCGCCAAUGGCCACUACUCAGUGCCCUUCAUACCCUCCAUCAAGAACUUACAAGAGUUCAACAAAGCCCAUCCCUCCAUCAUCAGCCACUCAAAGCAGUAUAGAAAGAACGAGCACUUUAGAGGGAAGAAGGUUGUGGUCGUCGGAAAUGGGCCGUCUGGUCUUGACUUAGCUCUUCAAAUCAACGAAGUGGCCGAUAGAACGCUCAUGUCCGUGCGGCAUCCCACCUCACCCGACAAAAUCUCUCACAUCGGGUGUGAAGAAGUCCCCGAAAUAGUCGAAUUUCUGCCAGAUCAGCGAGGCGUUCUUUUCAAAGAUGGAAAAUUAGGAGACGAUGGAAAGCACAUCAAUGAGUUUUAUGACUGGGUAAAUAAGGCGAAACAUGUCGGCAAGCAACCUCCGCACUGGGAAGGCGAACAGUUUUGGCAGAGGAAACUAGCCCCGCAGGCCAAGACCAAAUUUGAAGAGGAUGGAUGUCGAGCCAAGACACUGGCUGAUCUUGGUUACCAGUAUGAGCCUGGCAAGGAACAAUGA
Trichoderma gamsii is the source of this 1143-nucleotide messenger RNA. RefSeq lists its product as hypothetical. The coding region runs from base 1 to 1143 and encodes 380 amino acids. The record is from RefSeq and is a predicted model, not a curated record. Gene Ontology annotation, molecular function: flavin adenine dinucleotide binding; NADP binding; N,N-dimethylaniline monooxygenase activity. Lineage: Eukaryota; Fungi; Ascomycota; Sordariomycetes; Hypocreales; Hypocreaceae. The transcript is spliced from 2 exons.